AUGGCAAAUAUCGCGUUCGAAGACCUCUCUGGAGCCUCCACUCCUGUAACAUCCAAUCCAUAUGAUGGAUUGAUCAACGCUUGUCAUGGGGAUCCUAAAUUAAUUCAAGAACGGUACUCGGCUCACCGAGAGGCUAGAAACGCCCAACAACGGGAAAAGAUACUCGGCCCGGAUUUCACCGGCUGGACCUUGGAUGAGUAUCUGAUUAAGUUGGAAGGUCCGCAGAAGGAUGAAACCUUCCAGGAUCCGCGGCAUUGUCUCGUGUUCUGGGGAAGGCCUCCCGCAAAGGUCAGGAACUUGGUCAAAGUGAUCCAGACCAAGCUUCUGGACGCUGCCCCAGAUAUUUGGAUCAUGCCGCCGGACAACCUGCAUAUGACAGUAAUGGAGGUUGCUCAUUCCAAAACUGAAGAGGAGAUCGCCGGUCUGGUGGAUGCUGUAAAGGCCCAUUAUAAAGAUAUUGCCGACUACACAAUGUCGCACCGUGCAAGACUGGUGAAGCCACUGCUCAGUUAUGAUACUGCCGCUCUAGCAUUGAGCUUUGUCCCGGCGGCGGGCGAGACCACUUCGUAUCGUCGCACUGCAAAGGAUGAUGAGUACACGUACCACCACCUCAGGCGAGACACUCAUGCAGCACUUACCGAAGCUGGAAUUCAGGUUGGCUCAAGAUAUGUCGUCCCCUCAGCGCAUCUGACGAUUGCGAGAUUCAAUUCUCCAAACGUCUUUGGCGAGGACCCGCUCGAAAAGAGCGUCACCCUCGAUAUCAAAAAACGGAAACAUUGGAUCAAUGAGCUGGAAUUGAUCAACAAAUGGCUUGAGGUGGAGUACUGGCCCGAAGAAGGGCAUCUUAUCAAGCCCGGUGGUGAGUGGGUGGUGGGCGAAGAGAAAGGCCUUGACUUCCGAAAGGGCACGUUAUGGUACGGCGGUGGUGAGACUGUUUACCUCGGGGAAGGCUUCGUCCACGAGGAAGUCGUUGCAAGUUGA
Exophiala dermatitidis NIH/UT8656 is the source of this 981-nucleotide messenger RNA. RefSeq lists its product as uncharacterized. The record is from RefSeq and is a predicted model, not a curated record. Lineage: Eukaryota; Fungi; Ascomycota; Eurotiomycetes; Chaetothyriales; Herpotrichiellaceae. Bases 1 to 981 code for a protein of 326 amino acids. The transcript has 3 exons.